Messenger RNA from Hevea brasiliensis (rubber tree), 1625 nucleotides. RefSeq lists its product as uncharacterized. The coding region runs from base 101 to 1498 and encodes 465 amino acids. The record is from RefSeq and is a predicted model, not a curated record. The transcript has 6 exons. Lineage: Eukaryota; Viridiplantae; Streptophyta; Magnoliopsida; Malpighiales; Euphorbiaceae.
CAAGUUCCAAGCGCACUUCCAAGUCCAGGUUCGUUGCAAGCUUAUUUGUUCACUCACUCACACGCUCUCUCUCUCAUACCUCGCCGGAGACUCGAGGUCAAUGGAAUCGAAGUUUCCAUUUUUACAUAUAGCUGGUUCUCCGCUGCCAAAGCCGGAGAUUCAACGGUCACUUUUCUGUUCCCGCCAAAAUGCCCUUGGAGUCUCACCAACCACCGUCGCACCAACACUCGUAAGUUCAUCAUCAUCGUUUUCAUUAGCUAAUAAUGGCAAUAACAAUAGUAGCCGAACAUUUCUGUCUCCGCAAUUGUAUCCAAAAGACCCAAGUUCGCUCCGAUCUGUAGCUGUCAGAUCCAAUUUGAGUUUUCCUCUUAUUUCUCCCAACGAUCGAUGGGGCACCUGGACCGCUCUCUGCGCAACCGGCGCUUUUGGUAUCUGGUCGGAGAAGACCAAGAUUGGAAGCGCGUUGAGCGGUGCGCUAGUGAGCACCUUAGUUGGACUUGCAGCUAGCAAUUUGAGGAUCAUUUCGUGUGAAUCUCCGGCUUACUCUAUUGUUUUGGAGUUUCUGCUCCCUUUGGCAGUUCCAUUGUUGCUGUUCAGAGCGGACAUGCGUCGUGUGAUUCAGUCCACUGGGACACUUCUCUCGGCUUUCUUGCUAGGAUCAGUUGCUACAACAGUUGGGACAUUGUUGGCAUAUUGGAUUGUGCCAAUGCGAUCACUUGGUGAGGAUAGUUGGAAAAUAGCAGCUGCUCUCAUGGGAAGACACAUUGGCGGAGCUGUCAAUUAUGUUGCCAUUGCGAAUGCUCUUGAAAUGUCUUCAUCAGUUUUAGCUUCUGGACUAGCUGCAGAUAAUGUUAUUUGUGCAAUGUAUUUUACAACAUUGUUUGCGUUGGCAUCUAAAAUACCGCCUGAGUCUUCAACAGAAACUAAUGCAGAUGCUCAGAUGGAGAGUGGGUCUGAACCUAGCAACAACCUUCCUGUUCUACAGCUCGGUACUGCCCUUGCAGUGUCCUUUGCCAUCUGCAAGGCUGGUUCUUACGUGACAAAGUUUUUUCAGAUUCAAGGAGGUAUCCUGCCAGCUGUAACAGCCAUUGUUGUUGUCUUAGCAACUGCAUUUCCAACCCCUUUUAAUUACCUUGCACCAUCUGGAGAGGCUAUAGCUUUGAUUCUGAUGCAGGUAUUUUUCACUGUGGUGGGUGCAAGUGGAAACAUAUGGCAUGUGAUUAAAACAGCGCCCAGCAUUUUCCUGUUUGCUCUUGUACAGAUUACCAUCCAUCUGGUGGUGAUCCUUGGAUUGGGAAAGCUAUUUCGCUUUGACCUAAGGCUAUUGCUUUUGGCAUCAAAUGCUAAUGUCGGAGGCCCUACAACCGCAUGUGGAAUGGCCACGGCCAAAGGGUGGAGAUCCUUGGUUGUUCCUGGUAUUCUUGCUGGCAUUUUUGGAAUCGCCAUUGCAACUUUUCUUGGAAUUGAUUUUGGAAGGAGGUUUCUGAAAUUCAUGUAAAUUUUUUAAAUUUCUGAAGUUCGCUAAUGCUGUACUCUCUAUUUGCACCUUUCUUCUUUUUUUUUUUUUCUGCUUCCACAAAUUAGUCAUAUAUAGCUAAUAAGGUGAAGAUCACUCAUUUUCCUUA